GAGCAAAGUAUUUAUUUCCCUCACAACAUUGGCAGGAAUGGAUCUUUAGGAGCCGAGAGUUGUCAUUCUCACUACACCUGUGCUGCCGCCUCCUGGACGGACGCGACUCCUUUGCAGCGAUUGUACUAUAAGUGAACGGACAGCCUAUGAGCCCCACUCAAAGCUAGAGAACCACACGCAAGGAGCGGGAUGGCGAGGAUACCAGCGCUGCACAUCCGCGUCCUUCUCGUGGGUUUCUCCCUGACUGGGUACCUGACACUCCGGACGAGCAAAGGUGCGACGUCGCCUGACGAGGAGCGGGACAGCGAGAGCGACGCGGAGGCGCCGUGCGAGGUGAAAACCGUCACCGUGUCUACGCUGCCCGUGCUCCGGGAGAACGAGUUCAGCUUCACCGGUGGAGCCUCCGGGAGCGUGGUUGGAGGAGGGAGCGCUGCUGCUGCUGCUGCUGCUGGAGCAGGUGGUGCUGGUGGAGGAGGAACCGGAGGAGGUGGAGCGGGGGGAGGAGGAGGAGGAGGAGGAGGUGGAGGGAGCGAAUCCCGGCUCCUGUUAUUCGUUCGAACAGACCUACCUGGCCGAAUUUCUGUAAUGGAUGAUCUGGACAACACAGCUCUUCCCUACUUCACACUCGGACAGCCGUUGACUGGUGAGAAAGGCCUCUCUGUCCUCCCAGUCAGCCAGCUAGCAAAUUUGCUGCUUCACCCUCUCAGUGGAUGACUGCAUGCUAUGAAGGGAGAAAGGGAGGUAUAAUGGACUUUAAUAGCUCCAUGUGUGUAUUACAUAUUGAAGGUGCAGCAUGAGCUUGGUGUGUUCUCCGGUGAGGUGUAGACACCAUUUUAUUUUUUAUUUUUUUUUAUAAAUCAUUUAUCAAAGUGU
This is a messenger RNA of Poecilia latipinna (sailfin molly), 873 nucleotides long. Its product is annotated as astrotactin-2-like. Gene Ontology annotation, cellular component: endosome; membrane. Lineage: Eukaryota; Metazoa; Chordata; Actinopteri; Cyprinodontiformes; Poeciliidae. Bases 190 to 714 code for a protein of 174 amino acids. The transcript is spliced from 2 exons. Gene Ontology annotation, biological process: neuron migration; neuron cell-cell adhesion. The record is from RefSeq and is a predicted model, not a curated record.